Molecule: messenger RNA, 2129 nt
Organism: Otolemur garnettii (small-eared galago)
Lineage: Eukaryota; Metazoa; Chordata; Mammalia; Primates; Galagidae
Gene: G6PC1
Product: glucose-6-phosphatase catalytic subunit
Exons: 5
Coding region: 89-1168 (359 amino acids)
Biological process (GO): gluconeogenesis; glucose 6-phosphate metabolic process
Cellular component (GO): membrane
Molecular function (GO): glucose-6-phosphatase activity
Source: RefSeq, a predicted model, not a curated record
CAAGGCACAGGCUGAUAGCAGAGCAAUCACCACCAAGCCUGAAAUCACUGCAAGGGCUCUGCUGAAGGCUUUUUGAGGUGCCAAGGAAAUGAGGAUGGAGGAAGGAAUGAAUGCUCUCCAUGACUUUGGGAUCCAGUCAACACGCUACCUCCAAGUGAAUUAUGAAGACUCCCAGGACUGGUUCAUCUUGGUGUCCGUGAUCGCAGAUCUCAGGAAUGCCUUCUACGUCCUCUUUCCCAUCUGGUUUCAUCUUCGAGAAGCUGUGGGCAUCAAACUCCUCUGGGUAGCUGUGAUUGGAGACUGGCUCAACCUUGUCUUUAAGUGGAUUCUCUUUGGACAGCGCCCAUACUGGUGGGUCCUGGACACGGACUACUACAGCAACACUUCCGUGCCCCUGAUAAAGCAAUUCCCUAUCACCUGUGAGACUGGACCAGGGAGUCCCUCGGGCCACGCCAUGGGUACAGCAGGUGUAUACUACGUGAUGGUCACAUCUACCCUCUCCAUAUUUCGGGAAAAGAAAAGGACGACCUACAGAUUUCGGUGUUUGAACGUCAUUCUGUGGUUGGGAUUCUGGGUUGUACAGCUGAACGUCUGUUUGUCACGAAUCUACCUUGCAGCUCAUUUUCCCCACCAGGUUGUCGCCGGAGUCUUGUCAGGCAUUGCUGUUGCUGAAACUUUCCGCCACAUCCAGAGCAUCUACAACGCCAGUCUCAAGAAAUAUGUUCUCAUCACCUUCUUCCUGUUCAGUUUUGCCAUUGGAUUUUACCUGCUGCUCAAGGGACUGGGUGUAGACCUCCUGUGGACUCUGGAAAAAGCGAAGAGGUGGUGUGAGCGGCCAGAAUGGGUCCACAUUGACACCACGCCCUUUGCCAGCCUCCUCAAGAACCUGGGGACCCUCUUUGGCCUGGGGCUGGCUCUCAACUCCAACAUGUACAGGGAGAGCUGCAAGGGGAAACUCAGCAAGUGGCUGCCGUUCCGCCUCAGCUGCAUUGUGGCCUCCCUGGUCCUGCUGCACCUUUUUGACUCCUUAAAACCCCCAUCCCAAAUCGAGUUGAUUUUUUACAUCCUGUCAUUCUGCAAGAGUGCGACAGUGCCCCUGGCAUCCGUCAGUGUCAUCCCCUACUGCCUCGCCCGGGUCCUGGGCCAGUCGCACAAGAAGACUUUGUAAGGGAAUGUGGAGUCUUCAGUAUUUAAAGCCCGUGACUGUGGUAGGGGUUGAGGGCGCCUAGGGUCUUCUGCCAGCCCAUCAGGAGGCGAAAGGUACUAAUGUCAGCUCAGGGAACCCUCUCCCCCUUCUACAAUCCUAAUCAUAUUGGGUGAUGGUUCUGAAAAGCUAACGCAGCUAUUUGAGAGUCUUGACUCUUGUAAGUUGGGUCGUUCUGGAUUUUUCCCCGAAGAUUUACUUGUCCUUUUGCCAGAUAUAGAAAAGUAAGACUGGGCCAGCUCAUGAGCCCAGACUGGAGAUCUCAACUGAGAAUUUUCUACUUGUGCUCAUCUUUACAGGAAAAGGAGAAAGGAACAGCAGGUUUGAUAUGGCAGAGAGUUUAGUAUGUUGUGUCAUCAUCUAGACUAUGUGCCAACCAGUGUCUGAAUUGCUUCAAUUAUAUGAUAAGGCACUCUCAGUAAUGGGAACCAACGUAAAGUAUAAUUAAUAAGUGGUUGAUGGGCUAACUCUGCUUCUGCUGUUUUUCUGCUAUACAUACACAUAUACAUGCUGCAGUGUAUGCUACACUCUACAUGCGUACAGUACUAGGUCAGAAUAUUCGGGCCUUGUUAACUUCUCUGUCACAUCACAUCUGCCUCCAGCUCUGCUUUCCUCAGAAUUUUCUGCAGGCUCCACACCCACCCUGCUGGAUCUUCAGACGGCUGAAGGGCAACUCUGUGGGGAUGCUUUUUGUGUGUUGCUGGAAAACUCCUAAAUCUUGGACAAAAUGGCAAAGGGAGGGCCAGAAUUCUUCUCUCCAGAAGGUCACUCCAAUGUUACUUUCGAUGCCUGGAGGGUAAAUAUAACUCCUUUGUCUACCCCAAGCCAACCAACAGCACAUUCUUAGGGGAAAAGCCAAUUCUUCUUGCCUAUUCUCCAGUCUCAGCUGAUUUGCAGACUAUGUCCUAAAAAAAAAAAAAAAAAA